Messenger RNA from Fusarium sp. VM40, 1239 nucleotides. The record is from the annotation of a GenBank genome assembly. NCBI's taxonomy places the organism in Eukaryota, Fungi, Ascomycota, Sordariomycetes, Hypocreales, Nectriaceae.
AUGGGUAUCGAUAUCGAGAACAAGGCCGCCUCCGGCGUUCCUUACUUCACGCCGGCUCAAGAGCCUCCGGCCGGAACCCCGCUCAAGGCCGAGUCGGCGCCAACUCUCUUCAAGCCCCUCCGCACUCGUGGUGUUGAGCUCCAGAACCGCUUUGUUGUUUCUCCUAUGUGUACAUACUCUGCCAAAGAUGGUCACUUGACAGAUUUCCAUCUUGUUCACCUCGGCCAGUUUGCCCUUCAGGGUGCUGGUCUUGUCUUUGUUGAGGCGACGGCCGUCGAGCCCCGUGGCCGUAUCAGUCCAGAGGACUCCGGGCUCUGGGAGGACAGCCAGAUUGUGCCUCUGAAGCGCAUCACGGAUUUCAUUCAUAGCCAAAACACCAAAGCUGCCAUACAGCUUGCACAUGCUGGCAGAAAAGCGAGCACAGUUGCGCCUUGGAUUGGUGGUUCCGUUAACAAGGCACUCGCCACUAAGGAAGUCGGAGGCUGGCCUGAUGAUAUUGUUGCGCCCAGUGCCAUCCCUUUUGCUGACGACUUUGGAACACCACAUGAGUUGACCACUGAAGAGAUCAAGAGCCUUGUGCAGAAAUGGCAGGAUUCUGCCGUACGAGCUGUGAAGGCUGGAUUCGAUGUGAUAGAGAUCCAUGCUGCUCAUGGCUACCUUCUGCACCAGUUCCUUUCACCUCUCAGCAAUAAACGAAUAGACCAAUAUGGAGGCAGUUUCGAGAACCGCACUCGCCUUCUUUUUGAAAUCACUGAAGCCAUUCGUGCUGUUGUUCCCAAUGAGUUACCUAUCUGGGUACGAGUCUCUGCUACUGAAUGGAUGGAGUGGAACAACGAGCCUUCCUGGGACCUCGAAAGCAGUAUUCGUCUCGCCAAGCAACUCCCCGCAGCAGGAGUUGACGUUCUCGACAUCAGCAGCGGUGGUAACCUGAAGGCACAGAAGAUCACGAUUCAUCAGACUGUUCAGACUGACUUGGCAGGCAAAAUCCGCGAGGCUGUGCGUGAGGAUGGCCAGGAGCUUCGGAUUGCAACAGUGGGAUACAUCACGGAUGGCAAUUUUGCUCGGUCCCUUGUGCAGGAGAAUGAAGAUCCCAAGGCUGAUAUUGUGCUUGCCGCGAGACAGUUCCUCAGGGAGCCAGACUUUGUACUCAGCGCGGCAUACCAGCUGGACGUUGAUGUGAAGUGGCCCAUUCAGUAUCAUCGAGCACCACCAAAGCUCCGAACACCCCAUAACAAAUGA